Molecule: messenger RNA, 2477 nt
Organism: Sesamum indicum (sesame)
Lineage: Eukaryota; Viridiplantae; Streptophyta; Magnoliopsida; Lamiales; Pedaliaceae
Gene: VAR2
Product: FtsH extracellular protease family
Biological process (GO): proteolysis
Cellular component (GO): chloroplast thylakoid membrane
Molecular function (GO): ATP-dependent peptidase activity; ATP hydrolysis activity; zinc ion binding
Source: RefSeq, a predicted model, not a curated record
GGACAAAUAAAAUGAGUGGGCAGACCAAUCAAUUAUCGAAAAAGGGCCACGUAACUGUUUCCAAACCACAUCCAUUCCCUCUAAAUUACUCCCUCCCCUCCAAACCCCCCCAUCAUUCUUCCUCGUUUUUCAAAAUCAACUUCUCCACUGAGAGGAAAAGAGAUGGCAGCUUCAUCGGCAUGUGUUGUGGGAAAUGGCAUAUCUGCAGGUAAUACGAAAAGAGGUUUGAGGAAGGAAAUUUUUGGCAGGCGGUUAAUCCAAUCCUCACGCAUUCCCUCGUCUAGUACAUCUAAAGUAGUUAGUGUAAGAGCAUCUCUGGAUGAAAGGACAAAUGAAGGCCGAAGAGGCUUUCUGAAAUUGUUGCUUGGCAAUGCUGGAGUUGCUGUUCCUGCAUUACUAAGCAAUGGGAAAGCUAUUGCAGAUGACCAAGGUGUUUCUAACUCAAGGAUGUCUUAUUCUAGAUUUUUGGAGUAUCUAGAUAAGGAUAGAAUAAAAAAAGUUGAUUUGUUUGAAAAUGGUACCAUAGCCAUUGUUGAGGCUCUCUCUCCAGAGUUGGGUAAUCGAGUGCAGAGAGUACGCGUACAACUUCCAGGUCUCAGCCAGGAGCUUCUGCAGAAGUUUAGGGAGAAGAACAUUGACUUUGCUGCCCACAAUGCUCAAGAGGACUCUGGUUCUCUUUUGUUUAACUUAAUUGGGAAUUUGGCUUUCCCUUUAAUUUUAAUUGGUGGUCUAUUCCUUCUCUCAAGACGGUCCUCUGGUGGAAUGGGUGGGCCUGGGGGACCUGGUUUUCCACUAACCUUUGGUCAAUCGAAGGCCAAAUUCCAGAUGGAACCAAACACUGGGGUAACCUUCGAUGAUGUUGCUGGAGUAGAUGAAGCCAAGCAAGAUUUUAUGGAGGUGGUGGAAUUCUUGAAGAAGCCUGAGAGGUUUACUGCUGUGGGUGCUCGUAUUCCUAAGGGAGUUCUUCUUGUUGGUCCGCCAGGUACUGGAAAGACCUUGCUAGCCAAGGCUAUUGCUGGUGAAGCCGGUGUUCCUUUUUUCUCGAUUUCAGGUUCUGAGUUUGUUGAGAUGUUUGUUGGAGUUGGGGCUUCACGGGUCCGUGAUCUUUUCAAGAAGGCGAAGGAAAAUGCUCCCUGCAUUGUCUUUGUUGAUGAAAUUGAUGCUGUUGGGCGUCAAAGAGGAACUGGUAUUGGUGGAGGAAAUGAUGAAAGGGAGCAGACCCUGAACCAGCUCUUGACAGAAAUGGAUGGUUUUGAAGGAAAUACCGGUAUAAUUGUAAUUGCAGCAACUAACCGUGCAGAUAUUCUUGACUCUGCCUUGUUGAGACCUGGAAGGUUUGAUAGACAGGUCACAGUUGAUGUCCCAGACAUUCGUGGAAGAACUGAAAUCCUAAAAGUUCAUGCAGGCAAUAAAAAGUUCGACUCAGAUGUAUCACUUGAAGUGAUAGCCAUGAGGACACCUGGUUUUAGUGGAGCAGAUCUUGCUAAUCUCUUAAAUGAGGCGGCUAUUCUGGCUGGUCGACGUGGCAAGACAGCAAUCUCAUCCAAAGAAAUUGAUGAUUCGAUCGAUAGAAUAGUUGCUGGAAUGGAAGGAACAGUUAUGACUGAUGGCAAGAGCAAAAGUCUUGUAGCAUACCAUGAAGUAGGCCAUGCCAUUUGUGGAACUCUAACUCCAGGGCAUGAUGCUGUGCAAAAGGUCACCUUAGUACCCCGUGGUCAAGCACGUGGUUUGACCUGGUUCAUCCCCUCAGAUGAUCCAACCUUGAUAUCCAAGCAGCAACUUUUUGCUAGAAUUGUUGGUGGGCUUGGUGGAAGAGCUGCGGAGGAGGUUAUAUUUGGGGAACCGGAGGUCACAACUGGUGCAGCUGGUGAUUUACAGCAGAUCACCGGCUUAGCCAAGCAGAUGGUUGUCACAUUCGGCAUGUCUGAGAUAGGUCCAUGGUCACUCAUGGACUCAUCUGCUCAAAGUGGUGAUGUGAUCAUGAGAAUGAUGGCAAGAAAUUCAAUGUCCGAAAAGCUAGCUGAAGAUAUCGACGCUGCAGUCAAGAGGAUUUCUGAUAGUGCAUACGAGAUUGCUCUGAGCCAUAUUCGGAACAACCGUGAAGCUAUGGACAAGAUCGUGGACGUCCUUCUUGAGAAGGAGACGAUGACAGGAGAUGAAUUCAGAGCAAUCCUGUCAGAAUUUGUCGAAAUCCCAGCUGAAAAUAGAGUUCCUCCUACUCCAGCUCCGGUAGCCGUAUAAUAGCAUAUAUACAGACAUUGAGAUGACUUUAAACUUGACAUAUAGCUUCAAUUUAUUCGAUGUACGAUGUCAUUGUCUACUUUUGAACCAAUUCCUAGUCCCACAUGUAUAGUAGUACAAGCGAAAAGAGGCCAUUGUUUGCCUUUCAUAUGUUUUUCGUCUUGCCUUUAUUGGGAAUUUGCCUUUUGAACAUUAUAUAAGCAACCACAUAGUGAAUGCAGUACAGAGUUUGGACA